Molecule: messenger RNA, 444 nt
Organism: Tuber aestivum (summer truffle)
Lineage: Eukaryota; Fungi; Ascomycota; Pezizomycetes; Pezizales; Tuberaceae
Source: the annotation of a GenBank genome assembly
AUGAGAAGCCCCAGUUCCAGAGCAGCACAUAGCGACAAGAAACACCACGACUCCCUCUACCCAUUCCGCAAGAUCCUGAUAUCUAUUUGCACGCUAUGUGUCCUCGCCUACGCACUCUACUACAAAUCUGCCCACGACAACUUGAACACCAACUCCAGCGACAUGUCGGAGGCGGCAUACAUCCCUUCGGCGAAGGCUCCACUCGCCGUCGAGAAGACUGAAAUUCCAACCCUCGAGGACAAUGAAGUACUCAUCAAAAACGAGGCCAUCCCCCUUCAGCCUAUCGACGCAAAGCAAGCCCGCAUCGGGUUCAUCCCACCACAGUACCCGGCAAUCCUUAGUUCGGGUGUCGCUGGCACGGUCGUCGGGUCCAGGAACCCAAACUUCAGCAAGGGCGACCGAGUCCUCUCCCACACCCAUUCAAACACAAAUACUUCGUCCUAG